AGUCAGUGGCGGUGGAGCACCGGCCAGGAAGAUGACGGCGAGAUGCUACCUUCACGUUCAGCCCAACUUUGCAGGGAGAUUCCCAAAUCGAUUUUCCCGCCAGAUUAGCUUCCCAAAUCAACGCCCGCAUCUAGGGCUCAGAAACUCUUCUGGAUGGGGCGUGAAGGCUUUGUCGAUGUCUUCUUCUUCUUCUUCGUCAGCAUGGGAUCAGAAGCCCUACGACGUUCUGGCGGGCGAAAAGAGAGUGUACUUGGAUGAGGAGGACGUGGUCACGUUUCUCAGUCCUCCCAAGGAGCUCAUUCCUUUGGACCCCGCUUCUUUCAAUCCCGCCGCUUAUCUUUGGAAAAAGAUUGAAGAUAUUCCGAACGAAAGGCGGAAUCGAUUGCUACACAUGCUAAAACCCAGGCUUAUAAAAAGAGCUUGGGAGAUAGCUGGCACACGGUAUGAGGAUCCCAAGUUGUUGAAGAAAAGUACAUCUAGCUUGCUGUCUAAUGGAGAUGGAGUGCCAUCACUGGAGUUCUGGAAUUGCCGAGCAAGUGGAGGUCCAAUACCUAUUGCUUGGAUAAAUUUCUUCAAGAAGGCUAUAUUUCGUUCCAAGAAUGGGACAUUUGGGCGAUUAAUUGGUGGAUCAGUUAUUACUGAACUUACAAAGUCCCUUUAUCCACUUUAUUUUGCUUUGAGACAAAUGGGCGAAGUGAUGUCAACGGGGCAGCCUUGUGAUCUAGCGUAUGAAUUUGGAGAUGGAUUCUUGGAUAUGCUCGAUUAUCCUCCAGGUUUUCCAAAGCCAGGUAGGCAUCCGUGGCCCUUCAAUGAUGAGGUUGUAAUAUAUGUCCGCCAUCUGGGACCAGGAGUAUUGGUAGGGCAAGCCUGGCAAGAAGGAGCAGCAUUAGAACAAGUGCCUCAAAAGCUAUGUGGUGAGAUCUUAAUGGUGAAAGAUUAUGCUUCUCUCUGUGAAGAUCAGUGACAGAAAAGAAACUCUCUUCUUGGCUGCUAAGUUGGUCUUACGAAUCUAGUUGGGUUUUUCUUCAUCUUCUACUUCUGAGUUUGCUCUGUCUAGUAGAAUUCAGGCUUUUCAUAUACUGUUGUUGUAAUCCUCUUUUGGGGUAUAUCUUUUAAACAAGUUAGCUAAAUAAUAUAUCUUUGCAUA
Messenger RNA from Diospyros lotus (date-plum), 1147 nucleotides. RefSeq lists its product as uncharacterized. Bases 32 to 964 code for a protein of 310 amino acids. The transcript is spliced from 8 exons. The record is from RefSeq and is a predicted model, not a curated record. NCBI's taxonomy places the organism in Eukaryota, Viridiplantae, Streptophyta, Magnoliopsida, Ericales, Ebenaceae.